Messenger RNA from Tricharina praecox, 885 nucleotides. RefSeq lists its product as uncharacterized. Bases 271 to 708 code for a protein of 145 amino acids. NCBI's taxonomy places the organism in Eukaryota, Fungi, Ascomycota, Pezizomycetes, Pezizales, Pyronemataceae. The record is from RefSeq and is a predicted model, not a curated record. The transcript has a single exon. Gene Ontology annotation, biological process: DNA repair.
CAUAGGUCUCCCAGCGAAAAGGAAGACGACGAUCUGGAUGUGGAUGACGACGGCGCUUCGGCGCCCAUGGACGUCCGUCGCAAGGGCCCUUCGGGGCCUUUGCGGCUCAGUAUGCAGCCCUUGUGCUGCCGAGAAUUUUGGAACUGUUCCCCGGGUUGCGGGACCGUCACACACAUGCUUGCCAAUAAGGCAACCAAUGGGAUAUUUCAGGACGCGGACUGGCUGCUGUCCGAAUACCAGUAAGCGAACCUACCUUUCCGUAGGUAAACUAUGCAGACUGUGUCCGGGUUGACAAGGACUGCCCAUUUCACGUACAAUGUCGGCGCCCAGUACAACUACGUGGCGAACCAACCGACCGUCAUUUUCGAGGAGGUCCACCCCGUUGUACGGAGAGCUCGCGAACUCCUCACUCUGAGGGUUCAGAUGCUCUACCCUGAUGUGGAGUUUAACGAGGUUCUCAAUGUGGGGUACCUUGAGAACCAGAAGAUUAACUUUCAUCAGGACGGUGAGAAGGGCCUCGGCCCUACAUUCACAUCCAUUUCCCUAGGGUGUCCGGCCAUCAUGGAGUUUCGAAUCAAGGCGACAAACGAUCGCCGCCAGCACGCGGACUGGCUACUGCUGGAAUACCAGCAGGCGAACCUCCCAUUUUGCUGUGUCUGGGUUGACGAGGACUGCCAACUUCAGAUUCAAUGUCGGCGCGCAGUAUAACUGCGUGGCCAAUCACCCCUCCUUUUCACUCGAAGAAGCCCACCCGGUUGUACGGAGAGCUCGGGAAGUCUUCACUUCCCGAGUUCAAAUGCGCUAUCCUGAUGUUGAAACCAAGAUCGGAGGAUCCGCUAUGGCGGAUACGAUGAUGGAAGAGCUGUUCGGGUCGGGAAGUGUCGG